Pungitius pungitius (ninespine stickleback) is the source of this 1781-nucleotide messenger RNA. RefSeq names its product chemerin-like receptor 1. The coding region runs from base 338 to 1435 and encodes 365 amino acids. Gene Ontology annotation, molecular function: G protein-coupled receptor activity; complement receptor activity. Lineage: Eukaryota; Metazoa; Chordata; Actinopteri; Perciformes; Gasterosteidae. Gene Ontology annotation, cellular component: plasma membrane. The record is from RefSeq and is a predicted model, not a curated record. Gene Ontology annotation, biological process: phospholipase C-activating G protein-coupled receptor signaling pathway; inflammatory response; positive regulation of cytosolic calcium ion concentration. The transcript has a single exon.
UAGAGAGAAACUGAUUUAAUUUUAACAUGACAUUGCAGAUAAUAUGAUGAGACAGAAACACACAAUGUGGUUCUUCACAAUGUGGUUGUGGUUGUGGUCUCUUGAAGCAACCAAAAACACCAGGUCAGCAACAUGUCACUAUCUAACAUCCUGUAGAGCUCAGAGAACGCUGCUACAUGCCACGCUUCAGCUGCCAUGUUCUUUGUGAUGUGUUUUUUGUCACUGAGUUGACUAUGUCUAUUGCAUAAUAAAAUUAAAGACUGUUGUUGAAUGAAAGACAAACAAUAUCAAUAUUGUUUUUUCAUGUUGCUUUGACAGGGCCCAAAUACUGAUCGAGAUGACUGCUCCCCCUUUCUAUCACAUCAAUACAUCAGACGCCACUGGAAGGAACGUCUCUUUGAAUGAGGACAAGCGUGUUGAGCUGAUAAAGGGUCUAGAAAUCAUGUCUCUCAUCGUUUACUGCCUGGCCUUUGUUCUUGGUGUGCUCGGCAACGGUGUGGUUAUCUGGGUGACCGGCUUCAAGAUGAAGAAAACAGUGAACACGGUUUGGUUCCUCAACCUCGCUGUGGCUGACUUCCUCUUCACAGCGUUUCUGCCCCUGAGUGUCCCCUACACAGCUUUGGAUUUUCACUGGCCUUUUGGCAAAUUUAUGUGCAAACUGAACACCGCGAUAAGCUUUCUGAACCUGUAUGCCAGUGUCUACAUUCUGGUGGUGAUCAGUGUGGACAGAUGUGUGUCUGUGGUGUGGCCCGUCUGGGCCCAGAACCACCGAAGUAUACGCAAGGCAUCCUUCGUGAGUCUGGGGGUUUGGGUACUGGCUCUGAUACUCAGCACUCCAUACUUCAUCUUCAGGGACACUGGGCCAUCUUAUAACGAUGCAAAUGUCAUCAUCUGCUUCAACAACUAUACUCUUUCUGACGACAACGAGAACGAGUCUGUGUAUCAGCUGGGACUGUUUUGGCAAAAGGCCAUGGGCAUCACCUGCUUCCUCCUGGGAUUUGUUGUCCCCUUCACUGUCAUUGUCUCCUGUUAUGCUGUCAUAAUCCAUCACAUCAGAAGAAACCGCACCCUGGCCAGCCACUCAAGUCGCUCCUUUAAGAUCAUUGCUGCUGUUAUCACUGCUUUCUUCCUGUGUUGGGCUCCCUUUCACAUUGUGGCUUUAAUAGAGUUGGCAAAUUCUCUACUUUCUAUUCAAAGUGAUACAUUAGACCAUGUCACCACUAUUGGAAUCCCUAUAGCAACCAGCCUGGCCUUUAUCAACAGUUGCCUGAACCCACUGCUCUAUGUGUUCAUGGGACAAGAUUUUAAGGAUAAAGUCCGCAAAUCCAUCCUAAAUGUUUUGGAGACUGCCUUCAAGGAAGAGGUUUCUGGCCCUAACACUGGAACAAAGUCAGAGAUGUCGCCCCGUAAUACUGAAGUAAAAGGUUUUCCAUGACGUGAAGGAAAUAAUUCUGAAACUGUAAUUAAAAAAAUUGAUUUAUCAAUGUACUUUUUUUGUUAAUUUCAUGGAACCCUCAAGACAAGAGGUAAAGCAUUGUAAACCAGGCUAUUUAACCUUGUACGCCAUCAAACCAUUAUCCCAAUGCUAAGACUGAUAAAGUCAUGUUACAGUCAUGUAACCACUGACAAUUUACAUACGUUAGAAACAAUUAACCAUUAACUAUUAAUAGUGCAAACACAUUGUUUCACAAUUAAAUGCACCCAAGUCAAGUAGAGUAACAAUAAAACCAUCCUGAGUCCCACCCUGCUUUCAUAUAUGAGAUAUCAAAUUCCAACCUAUC